CGCGCGCACACACAACACUGCUCUCCAGAUUCUAACAUGGAUGCUCGCCUCUCUCUCUUCCUCAUCUUCCUCCUCCCCUACCUCUGCUACGCCGGCGUUACGUUCGGCGACGAAUCUGACGACUUCUUGAUUCGCCAGGUCGUAUCGGACGGCGAGGAUCACCUCCUCAACGCCGAGCACCACUUCUCCCUCUUCAAGGCCAAGUACGGCAAAACCUACGCCACUCGGGAGGAGCACGAUUACAGGUUCUCGGUCUUCAAGGCUAACCUGCGACGGGCCAAGCGCCACCAGGUUCUCGAUCCGUCCGCCGUCCACGGCGUCACCAAGUUCUCCGACCUUACUCCGGCGGAGUUCCGUCGGAACUACCUCGGACUCAAGCGCCGCCUCAAGCUCCCCGCCGACGCUCACGAGGCUCCCUUGCUCCCUACCAACGAUCUUCCGACCGAUUUCGAUUGGCGCGAUCGCGGUGCCGUAACGGGCGUGAAAGAUCAAGGUUCUUGUGGAUCGUGCUGGUCUUUUAGCGCAACUGGAGCUUUGGAAGGAGCUCAUUUUCUUGCUACUGGGGAGCUUGUGAGCCUCAGUGAACAACAGCUUGUGGAUUGCGACCACGAGUGUGAUCCAGAGGAGUAUGGUUCAUGCGAUGCAGGGUGCAAUGGUGGGCUGAUGACGAGUGCCUACGAGUACACCUUGAAGGCCGGCGGACUUGAAAGAGAGGAAGAUUACCCUUAUACAGGGAGAGAUGGUGGCACUUGCAAAUUUGACAAGAGCAAGAUUGCCGCAUCAGUUGCUAAUUUCAGUGUCAUAUCUGUUGACGAAGAUCAAGUAGCAGCAAAUCUCGUCAAGAACGGACCACUUUCAAUUGGAAUCAAUGCGGUUUAUAUGCAAACCUACAUAGGGGGAGUGUCCUGCCCUUACAUAUGCGCAAAACAUUUGGACCAUGGAGUUCUUCUGGUCGGGUAUGGCUCUGCUGGCUACGCCCCGAUCCGGUUCAAGGAGAAGCCUUUCUGGAUCGUAAAGAACUCGUGGGGAGAAAGCUGGGGAGAGAACGGGUAUUACCGUCUCUGCAAAGGCCCUAGGUCACACAACGUUUGCGGGGUGGAUUCUAUGGUCUCAUCUGUGGUUGCCGUCUCUAAAUAGGUGCAUUGUUAGUUAGUUGGCAGUUGUAUUCUGCAGGUCCGUCCUGGUUUAGACCCGGCGUACGUUUACUGUAUAAGUUGGUGUUAUCUUGAAUUUGGCACUUAUCUGGUUGUUAUAUAUAUAUGUACUCUGCUUAUUCUCGUGUAA
This is a messenger RNA of Diospyros lotus (date-plum), 1284 nucleotides long. RefSeq names its product cysteine protease RD19A-like. Gene Ontology annotation, cellular component: lysosome. The transcript is spliced from 4 exons. The coding region runs from base 37 to 1137 and encodes 366 amino acids. Lineage: Eukaryota; Viridiplantae; Streptophyta; Magnoliopsida; Ericales; Ebenaceae. Gene Ontology annotation, molecular function: cysteine-type endopeptidase activity. The record is from RefSeq and is a predicted model, not a curated record.